Molecule: messenger RNA, 5861 nt
Organism: Doryrhamphus excisus (bluestripe pipefish)
Lineage: Eukaryota; Metazoa; Chordata; Actinopteri; Syngnathiformes; Syngnathidae
Source: RefSeq, a predicted model, not a curated record
AGCCCAUGAGUUCACCGACUCACGGGUCUUCCAAGACUCCACUCACUGACUCACGGGUCUUCCAAGACUCCACUCACUGACUCACGGGUCUUCCAAGACUCCACUCACUGACUCACGGGUCUUCCAAGACUCCACUCACUGACUCACGGGUCUUCCAAGACUCCACUCACCGACUCACGGGUCUUCCAAGACUCCACUCACUGAUCUUCCAAGACUCCACUCACCGACUCACGGGUCUUCCAAGACUCCACUCACUGAUCUUCCAAGACUCCACUCACUGACUCACGGGUCUUCCAAGACUCCACUCACUGAUCUUCCAAGACUCCACUCACCGACUCACGGGUCUUCCAAGACUCCACUCACUGAUCUUCCAAGACUCCACUCACUGACUCACGGGUCUUCCAAGACUCCACUCACUGAUCUUCCAAGACUCCACUCACCGACUCAUGGGUCUUCCAAGACUCUGGGUCUGGUACUUGAAGAUACUUGUUUCCACUUGCUCGGGUCCUCCACGAAGACCCGAGUUUCCCUGACUCACGAGUGCAAGAUGGGUACUUGAGUUACUUGAUGGGUACUGACUCACCGGGGCUCGACAAAGACUCGAGUUUAGUUGACUCAAGUCCUUGACGAACACGAUAAAGUCUUUGCGAAUGUGUGAAUUUGUCGUGAUGCAUCUUGCAGGAAAACAACAGCCAUUCCCAAUUAGCAGCUGUCAAUCACGCCGGACGCCUCGAGAUAUCUUCCACUCAAGAGUCGACAUUCGGGUGUAGUUUGCGUCUGCUCGGGCUAUUUACUGACUGACCUUUCAUUUUCCGCUCGUUUCGUUGAAGUGGAAGCGACACGAAGUGCUUCAGUUGAACUUCACAUCAAACAAGCAACCACUGGCUAAAGUGCUUUGAAGAGUUAUCAUUUCAAACAAAAAAGGCCAUAAAACCCAACGAAGCACUUUGGUUGUAAUCCUUUUAAGUGGAGGCUUUUCCAUGCCGCAGUUGACUCGUAAAAGGUCAGCGUGUGGAGUUGGUGCGCCGUCCAAGUGCUUUCCAUGCAGAAGAUGCUGCACCAGAGGAGCAAAGCCUUCCAGACAUCAACUUCAAACUGCGGUGGUGGACUUUUUACUGCAUGUGGACGCUACUAAUUAUAACAUUCGCUGGAAUUCCACCCAUUUUCUGUUCAAAUCCCAGUGGGGUACUAUAGUAGGUUUCUUUCAUAAAAUACCAGAAGAAAUCUGCAUUCUUCUCCUGUUGGCUAACACACUCGGACUCCGCAGCCUCGUUCACCGACCACGCCUACUUUGUUGUGAUUGCUCAGUGGCGAGUCACAAAUACAGUAAAUGUUGCUUUUUGGUUUUCCAUUUUUUAAAUUGAAAAUAACUAUUAUAUUUAUUUUAUUGAAAGUGUAUUAAAUACAUUUGAAAUGUAUAUAUUUAAUAAUAAGGUAAAAAUAAGGAAUCCCAUUAAGCGCCAUUGGCUCACAUUAAGGACUACAGAUGGAAAGGAUGCUUAACUUGAGCCUCACCAUCAUCAUCAUCAUCAUCAUCAUCAUGCGCUGUGAGCGAAACGACGGAGGAGGGAUUCUAAUCAUGUUCAGCAGGGAUAAAUGCCACCAAUGGAGUUGUUGAUUUGGAUGAAAGAAUCAUUUGUGAGCAUUUCAGCCAAAGUCGUGUACGCACAAACACAAACAAACACACAAACACAAACACACAAACACACAAACACAAACACAAACACACAAACACUCCUUUCGUAACUUGAUGAACGUUGAUUGGAGGGCCACUUCAUCUGAUUGGACAAUUGGGGGGCACAGAAGAGAUUGGUGCAGGUGGAAAAGGUCACACACACACACACACACACACACACACACACACACACACACACACAUUAGGUCAGCGUCUCAGUCACGUCUGAGGUGUUCCACCAAGGCUUCCAGACUGAUGAUGGCCAUGUGGAGAACAGCAUCCUUGUACUUGCUCUUCCUUCUGGUGAGUUCUCAUCCUUUUAUUGUCUCAUUCCAUGUCUGAUCAUCUUUUUUGCAACAUAGAUAAAAUGGUAAGUACUAUUAUAUGUGCAGAUGUGGUAUUUGACUUCAAAUCAGCCAAUAUUGGAUUAUUGGAUAUCUAUAUGUCAUCACCUUUCUUUGCUGAUUGGCUAGAAGGAAUUUGGGGUGGGUGUAUCCAUCUAGAGAGUAUCAAUACCGAGGGUAGUAAUCAGUAAUGAAACAUGGUAACAUUGAUAUUUUUCAGUUCUCUGCUAUAUUUUAUAUGUGUAAAAGUCUUAAUUACUAUGUAAAUAUAAAUGUUUGAUCAUGAAAUCAAGCAAAAAGUAUCAGUAUUGACAAUAGUGUCUUUAGAGUAGAUAAACGUGCCCACCAUUUCCAUCAUGGACAAUCAGCAUCAUCUCCCAACAAAAGAGCAGCUUCACUGGCAGAUUACUAUCACUGUCCUGCUCCACUGAAAGCAGCUUCAUUGGCAGAUUGCUAUCACUGUCCUGCUCCACUGAAAGCAGCUUCAUUGGCAGAUUGCUAUCACUCUCCUGCUCCACUGAAAGCAGCUUCAUUGGCAGAUUACUAUCACUGUCCUGCUCCACUGAAAGCAGCUUCAUUGGCAGCUUCAACAGAAGAGCAGCUUCAAUGGCAAAUUACUACCACUGCCCUGCUCCAUUGAAAGCAGCUUCAACAGAAGAGCAGCUUCAAUGGCAGAUUACUAUCACUGGUCCGUGGUCUGUAAUGUCAUAUUGUCCACACCGUUUUGAGUAAACGCUUGAAGAUAUUCCAUUCCUAAGAGAAGCUAACAGGAAAAUAUGGGGGGUUCAUAUCUUUGUUUAUCUUUGUUUCCUCGUCUUUCCGUCCGCAGGGCGUUCAUUGCUGGCAUGACUUGGACAACACCGAGUACGACUGCUGGCCAAUCAACAACCCCAAUGAUUACAACAUGAUAAGCUGCGGUGGGCUGGAGAUGGCUUGGGUGCAGCGUCCUCCGGAGAAAGUCACCAAUGGCGAGGAGUUCAACGUCUCGUACACCGUCACAGCUUCAGAUUCUUUCUACGACUACGCCGUCAGCAACAAGAUUUUCCAGUUCAGUGACGCUGCGGAGGCCAAGAGGUUUUGCGACGAGCACGAGUGUCCGUCAAACUGGAACAACGCCAACGAAAUCAACUGCUGCGUCUAUCACGCCAACAUUCACUCCUGUCCUCUGGGCCUCAUGAAACAAGGAGGCAUCUGUGGCCCCUGGAUUCCUGACGACGGCAAAAUAGUCACGCAUACCGUAUCCAAAGCCGGCAGGAUGAGUCAGAAAUAUUGGACGUCAAAGGUCAACAGCAUUUUUUUUUCAGCAUAUUGUGUGUACAUAGCCACACUUUUAUCAUUUCACACAUUUUCACCAUGUGGGUUGUCACAUGACUGCGUGGGGGGGGGGGGGGUCUCCGUCCAGGUGGUGCUGAUCCAUGUGGGAGUCACGUCGGUCAUCGCUCACAUCAAAAUUGGAAAGAUGCACGCAGCUUUGGAAUCCAAAGUGCUGGUUGUUAGCGCUCAAGUGUGCGGCGAUGACGUCUGCGAGGUGGAGGAGACCUGUCUCAACUGUCCUGCGGACUGCGGCAUCUGUCCCAUGUCCGUUGCCAUCAAGGUGUCCAUCGGCCUUCCCGUCGCUCUUUUCAGCGCCGGCUUCAUCCUAACCAUGGUGUGGCUCCAGUACCAGAAGCAGAAGAUGUUUUGGGACGAAAGCUGGAUCAUUAACUACAAGAGUUUAAUAUUCGGUAGACUGUGUGGUACAGACUUUGGCAGUGCAAACACUCCCCACAACGGGAAGAGUACCUCCAAUGUCAGUCAGCUGACGGACAUUACCCUCUGCACCGGCGUCAACGCCUUCUUCAAGCAAGGCUUCAUCCAACCUGGCAUCUACGAUGGGAGAACCGUGGCGGUCAAACACGUCCAAAAGAAACACUUCACUCUCUCCAAAAGCAUCAGGAAGGAAGUGAAAGAGGUCAGGCAGCUGGACCAUCCUAACAUCUGUAAGUUCAUCGGGGGUUCCAUCGAGGUUCCCUAUGUGAGCAUCAUCACGGAGCACUGCCCCAAAGGAAGCCUGUCUGAUGUUCUCCUCAACGAUGACAUUCCUAUCAACUGGGGUUUCAGACUUUCCUUCGCUACUGAUGUUGCCCGUGGGAUGUCCUACCUGCACCAACACAAGAUGUUUCAUGGGAGGCUCCACUCCAGGAACUGUGUUAUUGAUGACCGCUGGGUGUGCAAGAUCUCGGAUUACGGCCUCACGCUGUACAGGAAGGAGGACUUCGAUGCCGUCGGUAAUGGCUUCACCUGCAGGGACGUCAACCACAUCUACUACGCUCCAGAGGUCUUCCUGGGAAGCAGCGUGACCGGGACGGCAGCGGCAGACGUCUACAGCUACGCCAUGAUCCUGAUUGAGAUAGCCACGCGUUCCGACCUCAUCUCGGACCAGGUGGAGGGAGUGAGGAUGGAUAUCUCGUGGCGCCCCCCUCUGCCGGAACUCAAAGCAGGGAAAAGCGACUUGGACUGUCCCAGCCAGGAAGACUACUGCGAGCUUAUCAAGCGGUGUUGGUCUCACAACAUCGCCACGAGGCCCACGUUCGAGCAGGUGAAGAAGAUGCUGGACAAGAUGAACCCCCAUAAAGUCAGCCCCGUGGACAUGAUGAUGAACCUGAUGGAGAAGUACAGCAAACAUCUGGAGGCCAUCGUUGCUGAGAGAACGCAAGACCUUCUUCAAGAGAAACAGAAGACGGACCGCUUGUUGUACAGCAUGUUACCAAAGCCGGUGGCUGAUGACCUCCGCCAAGGCCAAACUGCAGAAGCGCAAAGCUUCUCCAACGCGACUGUCUACUUCAGCGAUAUUGUGGGCUUCACUCAGCUGUCGGGGGCCAGCACACCCCAUCAGGUCGUGGACUUCCUCAACCAGCUCUACACCACUUUCGACGACAUCAUCGAUAAUUACGACGUCUACAAAGUGGAGACGAUCGGCGACGCUUACAUGGUGGUCUCCGGCGUCCCCCAAGAGAAUGGCAUCAAUCACGCGGGGGAGAUAGCCAGCAUGGCCUUGGAUCUCGUCAACGUUUGCCACACCUUCAAGAUCCCACACAAGCCCGACACCCAGCUGAAGAUCCGUGCAGGCAUCCACUCGGGACCCGUUGUGGCUGGUGUGGUUGGGACUAAGAUGCCACGCUACUGCCUGUUUGGGGACACCGUCAACACGGCGUCACGGAUGGAAUCAACCAGCGAAGCUUUAAAGAUCCAGGUGAGCGGGGCCACUGCUGACCUGCUCCACACCUUGAGAGGAUACAUUCUCACCUGCAGAGGAACACUAAAUGUCAAGGGCAAAGGUGAGAUGACAACAUGGUGGCUGGAGGCCAAGAGGGACCAGCGCACAGAUCCGCUGCUUAGCACGCCCAGAGAUGGUCCCGUGCCAGUUAGUGACUGAAAGCCAGUGUAACGCCAUGUGGAGAUCAUGUACUGUUUCAUCAUGUGCAAUAACGCCAUGUCCUGUUGUCCUGUUGUCCUGUUGUCCUGUUGUCCCGUUGUCCUGUUGUCCUGUUGUCCUGUUGUCCUGUUGUCCUGUUGUCCUGUUGUCCUGUUGUCCUGUUGUCCUGUUGUCCUGUUGUCCCGUUGUCCCGUUGUCCCGUUGUCCUGUUGUCCCGUUGUCCUGUUGUCCUGUUGUCCCGUUGUCCCGUUGUCCCGUUGUCCCGUUGUCUCCUUCUUCUGCUGAUUUGAUGUAACCCAAAGCCCGGCCACUUCUAGUUUUAUUCCUCUGUGUGUACUUUUCCUCUCUGAAUUACCGCAACAUUAGCGACACCUGCCAUUCAUUUAACCGGCUGUUUAUUAUUGUGGUUGUAGUUUUCGGUGGUUUG